AUGAAGACCAAAAACAAAAACACGUUUUCGGCCAAAGAGUCGAAACGAUUGAAACAACUUUUGGCCCGAAAUGCGACCGAAAAGCCGACAAAAGCCGUGAAAUCGCGGCCUCAGGACCGCAGCCAAGCACUGGCCGCCCGAUCGCGCGCUCGCCUCUUGUACUCACGAUUUCGCGCACAAAACGAGUUCUUGUAUUCGCACUCUUCGUCCGAAGCGAACGACUUCUUCAGCGAAGACUCGUUCCGCGAAUACCACGCCGUCUACGAGAAGAUCGCCGACAAAUGGCCGCAAAAGCCCAUCAAUCACGUGAUCCAAAGACUCGCCACUCUGACUUCGGAGACUUCGGGCCGUCUCGUGGUGGCGGACAUCGGGUGCGGAAGUCGUGCGCAACUCCGCGACGCCUUUCCCUCGCAUUUCGUCCAUUCGUUUGAUUUGGUGGCCGACAGCCCUCACGUGACCAAAGCCGACAUGUGUUCCCUCCCAUUGGACGCCGACUCGUGUGACGUGACG
Messenger RNA from Oppiella nova, 510 nucleotides. The record is from the annotation of a GenBank genome assembly. Lineage: Eukaryota; Metazoa; Arthropoda; Arachnida; Sarcoptiformes; Oppiidae.